AUGGCCCGAAAACAGGAGUGCUAUCGCAUCGUCGCUCUGCACGGGCUCCUCUUCGCCUGUUGCAAGAUUGGCCAGGGCCUGGUGACUUUCGCGAUGGGGAUUCACAUCUACGUACUGCAGUAUCACAUACGCAGUAAUGAGGGCUGGCGUAGACUCGUUUUCCUCUGCACUAUUCGGGAUCUGUUUAUGCUGCUUGAGCUCUGUGUGCAUAUGGUGCACACCUGGACCUGUUAUAUGUGGCAGCUGAACCUGCAUAACUGCGGCAUAACCCAUGCCGUGAGGUUGUUUCGGCCAUUCAAACGGAUACGGCGAUUCCUGGCCGCGCGUCUCUACCAGGACGAAGUGAUACUUGAGACGCGGGAAAAUAAGAAGAAGCGAAAAAAGAAGAGGCGCGACCUGGACUACAUCUACGUCAACUACCUCCAAACUCUGAGUUCUAGGCUGACCGAGGAACGCUUGGAGCAGUGCUUGGGAUGGCUGGUUGAACAUGAAAAUCUGCCACAGGAAUUGACUGUUUUCAUGGAAAAUAUGGGCUACUAA
Molecule: messenger RNA, 540 nt
Organism: Dibothriocephalus latus
Lineage: Eukaryota; Metazoa; Platyhelminthes; Cestoda; Diphyllobothriidea; Diphyllobothriidae
Source: the annotation of a GenBank genome assembly